Molecule: messenger RNA, 966 nt
Organism: Durusdinium trenchii
Lineage: Eukaryota; Dinophyceae; Suessiales; Symbiodiniaceae
Source: the annotation of a GenBank genome assembly
AUGCCCAUCGAUCGCAUUCUCAGAGUGCUCAAGGCAUUCGUGAUGGCCAAGUACCGUGGGGCAGACUUGCUGAAUCGCAUCGCAGCCGAGCUGGCCCGCGAAAUCAAGACGGCUUCCUCCACGCGCUUGUGCCAAGUGUUUCAUUGGCUGGCGAGAGCUGGCAUCCGAGACCAGACACUGAUGUCCUUGAUGGGCAAUGAAGCCCUUUUCAGGCUCUCAGAUGACUUUGUGCUCGACAUGUACCUGGAGGUUAUGAAUGCCCACGCCCGGCUGGACCUUCGGAAUCCCCGCUUAGUGAAUGCCAUGUUGCGUGAGAUGGCUCCCUUCUUUCGAGACCUCAGCAAAGACCAAUUGAGCGCCGUGGCUCCAUUGACCGUGAUGACCCUCUUCACCGAUGAGGCUCGGGUGGCCUACCUCUCCCGCUGUGCCGAGCUGAAUCUCGGCCUUCCGGUGCGCAUGACGCAGCCGGAGGUCCUGAAGCAGCUCCGCCUCCUUGAGGAUUGUCUUCGCUUGGACUACCAUCCGACGACUCUCCCGGCACAGGUGCAAAUUUGGUUGCAGAACUUGAGGCAAGAGAGUGAGGCCCUGGACAACAUGGAGCCUGACCCACUCUCCCCGGUGGAGGAGGACAUCCUGCGUGUUCUUCAGCAGGAGAUGGAUGUUGCAGUGACUGGCUGCUUUCCGGAUGGUGUUCUGACUCUCCAUCUGGUGGUGGGGAAAACCGUCCUGCAGGUGAUGGACGAGUACGAAGACUACUACGUCACCCCUGCUAUGAACCCGAAUAACGCCCAGCGGCAGCGGCUGAUCCGCGCUGAAUCCAAGCUGCGGCAGCGGCUCAUUUGGCGUCGAGGGUGGAGGGUUCUGACACUGGAUGCAGAUGAGUGGAAGAAGCUGACGGAUGAUAUCUUUAAGAAGGACCUGCUCGAGGAACUGCUGGUGCAUGGUCAGAAGAGCAUCCGUCCGUGA